Molecule: messenger RNA, 2404 nt
Organism: Triticum aestivum (bread wheat)
Lineage: Eukaryota; Viridiplantae; Streptophyta; Magnoliopsida; Poales; Poaceae
Product: E3 ubiquitin-protein ligase SINA-like 10
Exons: 2
Coding region: 42-449 (135 amino acids)
Cellular component (GO): cytoplasm
Molecular function (GO): ubiquitin protein ligase activity
Source: RefSeq, a predicted model, not a curated record
UCGGUGUUCGCGGACCGGUCGUGAUUUUUUUUGGGUUGCCCAUGCCUUCAGAACUAGCCCAUCUGUCCUCUGCAGCACUGUCCGUCUCGUCACAUCAAUCGCAUCGCAUCACCAGACCAGAACGGCUAGUAGGCAGAGCAGAGAGGCAUGAAUCUGCAGGGGAGAGAGCAAUGGAUGAGUCUGCAGGGCAGAGAGCAAUGGAGGAGGAGAUGCAGAGCGGCGACGGCGAGAGGGAGAGGGAAGGGGAGCCGCGGCGGCUUGAGAAGACGAACAGAUCCGCGGCCAGCAAUGGCAGCAUCGAUCUGGAUCUUCUUGACUGCACCAUCUGCUUGGAUCCCCUCCGCCCUCCGCUCCUCCAGUGCACAGUUGGGCAUGUAAUCUGCUCGUCCUGCCACGACAGCCUACCGAACAAGGACAGCUGCCACAUUUGCACGGCCACCGGUGGCUAAAAUCGAUGCAUCGCGCUCGACAAAAUCCUGGAGUCAUUCUGUGUUCCUUGCUCCAAUCCCGUGUACGGGUGCACUGUGAAGACACUCUACUACAAGGCUGAAGAUCAUCGCAAUUCGUGCCCGCACGCGCCAUGUUUCUGCCCAGGACCCGCCUGCAGCUUUGCCGGCACAACUGACAAGCUCCUGGCUCAUCUCACCGGCGAUCACAAGUGGAAAUCCAAGGAGGUUAAGUACGACGCCAAGUUCACUCUGCCUGUCAAAGAAGGGACGUGGGUUCUCCACGCCCGAGACCACGCUCCCCUGUUCCUGGUGAAAUUCACCCUGGCGCCGCCUUUCGGCAAUGUUGCCUCCGUCCUGUGCGUGGAUCCUCAUGCCACCGCUGAGCGUAGGUUCAGGUGCCGUCUUGGUUCCAGGUGCACCGCCAUGGGUCAGCAGCAGUCCUCUGAUUUCCAGGUCAGGAGCACCAACCUCUCCGACGGGUUACUGUUCACAGAGAAUGAUGGCUCCUCACUGUUUGCUUCUAGCACCCACAGCAUCACUGUCAGUAUCGUGAAGAUAGUGCGCGACAAGCGUAAGCGUGGGAAGGCGAUGCGGCAAAGUAUGCUUCCGUUUGUGGCAGCUAGUUGAUCAGUGUUUCUGCGAAGAUAGUCUGUCGUGUCAAGCGUAAGCGUGGGAAGGAGGUCGAACAAAUUACACUUCCGUACGUGGUAGCUAGUUGAUCCAUGUUGGCUAUAUGCAUAAAUCGAUGGACAGGCUGGGGGUACUUGAAGUGAUGUACAUGUUUACAGAGUUGUUGUUCAGGUACCCAUGUGUGCAUUUACUUAAUGCUUCCAUUCCAAUAUCGAUGUCAUUUUGGCUAGCUGAAAGCAGAUAGUGUAUGCUCCAUGGAGAAGUUCCUUCUGCUUUUUUGGAUUAGUAGACUCCGUUAACUAAUUGUGUGCCUACCUGCUUUUUGAUAGCUUGCUAUUGGUUAGACUUAGUUUGAAAAAUUUAUGCAAGUUUUGACAUGAUAUUUAAGAUGUUGGGUGACCUCUUUUCGGCAGCUCUGCACAUGUUGUUACUCUCUUGUUCAAGCUCUGGUACUAAGAUUUUGAUUAGCAAGUACUACUAAACAUGCACUUGUGUUAUAUGUAAAGUAGUUGCAUGCCAUGUUGAGAACUUGCCUUCUUGGUUCUUGAUUCUUUGAGUUAUUACCUGGUUCUGGUUUUUUAUCGGUAAGACUACCGAGAUGCCGCCGUUUCACUUUGCCUCUAAUAUCUCCAUUCUUUCACCAUGAUGGACGGCUGCAGCAACACACAUCUUUAUUUUCUCUACCCACAUGCUCUUGUUCUGCAUGACCAGAUGUCCAAAACAUCGUCGUGUCAGUGCUGGCCAAGGAAAUUCAGAUGUUUGUCAUGUAGGUGAUCUCUAUGUUAGGUUCAAGGUCAGCCUCAACACUCAAUGGGAGGUUUAUCCCUUAUAAAAUAUAUAUGUGGAAAAUAGAAAAUAUAUUAGAUCUUGUUUGGUCAGGUAAGCAGUAUCGUGAUUUGAAUGCCAAAAGUAUUUAAUUCCAAAGUUGUUUUUUGUGCACAAGCUUACCUGAGUGCAAUCAUCAUCUAUGUUUAUGCACAUGAUUUUCAAAUUUCAGUAAGCUCGGACUGCUAGAGUGAUUAUUGAGAGUAAGUUAUUCAUUGGUGUUAGACUGUCAGUACAAUGGCAUGUAAAAUAUUUUGUGUUGUGAUGAAUUAAAUCACCUCUGCCCUCUUCUGUUGUACUCCAGGGUUGGUGAAACUGCCGGCUGCAUUUGAGGAAGGUUAUGCUGAGAAUCAACUGUUUUGCUCAACAAAGAGCCAUUAAUCAUCUUGACCAUGCUGUAUAUGUCUUCUGAUUUCUUCAGUUAAAUGGCCAUGGAUUGUUGAACUUUUUCUACUGUGCUACACUCCCUUAUGAUAUGUAUCUCUAUCAGGAAAUGCAGA